This is a messenger RNA of Microcebus murinus (gray mouse lemur), 4572 nucleotides long. RefSeq names its product prostaglandin reductase 3 (gene PTGR3). Gene Ontology annotation, cellular component: mitochondrion. The record is from RefSeq and is a predicted model, not a curated record. Lineage: Eukaryota; Metazoa; Chordata; Mammalia; Primates; Cheirogaleidae. Gene Ontology annotation, molecular function: zinc ion binding; 15-oxoprostaglandin 13-reductase [NAD(P)+] activity.
GACGCCCGGGGCUGCUGCCGGCUCGGGCCGCGGACGGCCGCCCGGCGCGCGAGUCCCCUCGCUGCCCGCCCCCCUCCCGAGAAGUCAAAUCCGGCUUUUGGAGCCCGAGCCCGGGAGGGUGGGGAUAUCCGGUGCCUCUCCCGCGCCAGGAGGAAGGGGGAGGGCGGAGAGGAUCCUCGGCCAGUCUGCGCCGAGCAGAUUCAAACCAAAACAAAAAGAUUAAAGGAGCAGCGGCCGGGGCGCCGCGGUCCCGGCUCGGACACCCGGGUGGCGCGCCCGGGUUUCGCUGGGGCUGUGCGGGCGCGGGGCGCGGCGCGCGGCGGGGCUGGGGGCGGGGGAGCGGGAGCCGGGCGUAGCGGGGGGAGCCGAGGGGAGGGCCCGGCCGGAGGAGGCGGACCGCCGCUCGCCGCCCGCCGCCCGCGCCGAGCCGAGCGAGCCGCCCGGGCUGGGCGCGACCCGGGCCAGCAGCGGCGCAGAGAGCGGGCGGAGGCGCGGGCCAUGCUGCGGCUGGCGCCGGCCGGGGCCCGGGCCAUCGUGGACAUGUCGUACGCUCGCCACUUCCUGGACUUCCAGGGCUCCGCCAUUCCCCAAGCCAUGCAGAAGCUGGUGGUGACCCAGCUGAGCCCCAACUUCCGCGAGGCCGUCACCCUGCGCCGGGACUGCCGGGUGCCGCUUCCCGGGGACGGAGACCUCCUCGUCCGGAACCGAUUUGUUGGUGUUAACGCGUCCGACAUCAACUAUUCGGCAGGCCGCUAUGACCCUUCCGUGAGGCCCCCCUUUGACAUAGGUUUCGAAGGUGUCGGGGAGGUGGUGGCGCUGGGCCUCUCUGCCAGUGCCAGGUACACAGUCGGCCAGGCCGUGGCGUACAUGGCACCUGGCUCUUUUGCAGAGUACACAGUUGUGCCUGCCAGCAUUGCAACCCCCUUGCCCUCGGUGAAACCCGAGUAUCUCGCCCUGCUGGUAAGCGGCACCACCGCCUACAUCAGCCUGAAGGAGCUCGGAGAACUGUCGGAAGGGAAGAAAGUUCUGGUGACAGCAGCAGCUGGGGGGACGGGCCAGUUUGCCGUGCAGCUUUCAAAGAAGGCCAAGUGCCAUGUAAUUGGAACCUGCUCUUCUGACGAAAAGUCUGCUUUUCUGAAAUCUCUUGGCUGCGACCGUCCCGUCAACUAUAAAACUGAGCCCUUGGGUGCCGUCCUUAAGCGGGAGUACCCCAGAGGCGUGGACGUGGUCUAUGAGUCUGUGGGGGGCACCGUGUUCGACUUGGCCGUAGACGCCUUGGCUACCAAGGGGCGCUUGAUAGUCAUUGGGUUUAUCUCUGGCUAUCAGACUCCAACCGGCCUUUCGCCUGUGAAGGCGGGAACGUUGCCAGCCAAGCUGCUGAAGAAAUCUGCCAGCGUCCGGGGCUUCUUCCUGAGCCAUCACAUGUCUGAGUACCAAGCAGCCAUGGACCACUUGCUCAAGAUGUGGGAGAGUGGAGACCUGGUUUGCGAGGUGGACCUUGGAGAUCUGUCUCCGGAAGGCAGGUUUACUGGCCUGCAGUCUGUAUUCCGUGCCGUCGAUUACAUGUACAUGGGGAAAAACACUGGAAAGAUUGUAGUUGAAUUACCUCACUCUGUCAACAGUAAGCUGUAAAAACAGAACAAUGACAUAAAUCAAAGGAGAAAGAAAAUGGGUACUUUAUGCCUCAGAAUUACUCAAAUCAAUUUAUUUUUAGUUGGUAAGGGAUAUGAUAUGUCUUAAAACAAAAGUAAGAUAUUAAUGAAUGGGUUUCUCCCUCUCUGUUCUUUUCUUCUUCCUCCUCCCUUGAAAAAAAAAAACAAAAAACAAAAUGUGCUAAUAAAAAUCUCCCUCCAUGGCUAAGAGGUAAAAUGUUUACAUUUAAUUCUUUAGUCACGGACAGUCUCAUUCCAGAUUUUAUUGUUCCAGGGAACUAAAUGAAUUCCUGAUGCAAGAUCUGAUCAAAUCAGUAUGUCUUCAGCUUGAUGAGAUUUUAAAAUCAGCCUUGAAAAUAGUUCACAAAUUCUCCUUUGCUCUGGGAGGAUUUGGUCUCAUGCUAAUCGGUACUCGCUAAGUGAGCGACAUGGCACAAGUCAGCCAGCCACGUGUUGUCAGCAUCCGUGUCCUCAGGACAACGGCCCCUUUUCUCUGCAAAUCACUGAGCAGCUAUCUAGACAGAAAUGCGAGGGAAUCCUGCCCCAAAUUCGAUUUUGUUGCGUUAUUAGAAAAGUGGUUAGGUGAACACAGAUGCAUUUUCAAGAAGUAUCUGUUACUUCGUGGCUUUUAUCUACGGUCACCGGGAGGUGAGACACGCGAGUGGAAAACGUACCUGCCCUCUUAAGAAGCAAAUCCGUGCUGAAAACUCACGUAGACGGAAAGUGGGUUUUGGACAGGGAGACCGAGGAGAUGGGGGGUCUGUGUAAGAUGAACACACCCGGGAGAGGGGCAGGGCGUGCUCCAGGCUGGCAGCGAGGGUUCAGGCAGCCCGGCGCGGACCGCAGAGGGGAGACGCUCUCUGGGCUCUCGGCGGGAGAUUAAUAACAGCGUGCUCCGGGCGCCUGACGCAGGACGCAUCAGAUAGCACUGAGCACAAUGGGGACCUAAGUGAUCUAAAAUAAUAAUACAUCUGCUUCUCCUCCGAGGCUUUCAGGCGUGGGAGGUGCGGGUUAUCUCUGACUGUGGAACGCAGAACUGUGCUCCCAUUCUCGCUCCCCCCAGUGUUCUGGUGGAGUGACACGCUGGUUGUCACCGUCGCCUGGAGUGACACAGCCAUCCACCGACCACACGGGAAGAGCCUCGAGACCUGCGCCUCCCCUGAAUCGCGCCCACGGCGGAUCCGCUCGCCUCUGAACCCCCGUGCCCAGGCCUGCCGCAGCUCUCGCCGUCGUCACGCCGAAAUCCCGAAAUCCCACGGCGCCCUGCCGAAGGGAGGUGAAGCCCACCCGGUUAUUUUUCCCAGUCUGGGGCUCCCGCGUGUGCAACGUGCUCAGUAAAUACGGACCCAAUUAAAGAGGCUCCAGGAAAAGUUGGGGACCGUAUUUAAUUUUUUUUCUUCCCUUCCCUGUAAGGAACAAGGAAAUCCUGCUGCCGAGUAGCUGUUAGUAUCUAUUUUACAAGAUUUACUCAUUUUCGGGUACCUAAUGUAGCUGCUAGCAUGCAUGCACAACAAUACAAUUUAUAUGGUAAAUGGAACCAAAUAAUGGCUUCACUGAAUGUUAUGGCUGCACUGAAGGGAAAUGUCACGGUAAAUAGCUGCCAAAUUAUGGAUCAUGCCGGAGUGUCACAACUGCACUAAAGACAAAUAGCACUAGAGGCUAUUGCCACUGUGACGCGUCUGAGUUAUGAAGAAGGGUAGCCGCCUGAUGUGAGGCUCUUUGUGUCCUCAUUAUAGCAAAGGGUUACUGGUGCAGGGGACAGGGAGAGCUCGUCCAGUGUGGUGCUUAGUUAUUAAUCUGUCCCUUUCAGCCCUAACAGCUACAGCAAAACGGGAAGAGACUUUGCCUCGCUUUUAGACACACAAACAAACAAAGGGGGAGAAACAGGUUUUAUGAAUGUGACUGCGCACAGGAAAUGACUGGUAAUGGAAAAAUGUCGUAAUAAAAUAAUCUAAUCAAGGAAUAUUAUUAAAUUUAACAUAGUAUAUGUCUGAAAAAGGCUUAGUUGCUUCUUAUGCAGAUAGAUGUGUGAAAUCUGAGCAAUAAUGUACUUUCUCCCUUUGUAAAGACUUGAGGAGUAAGGACAUUACCAACUAAAUUGCUUCUUCUAAACUGAAGUGAGUCCCGGUUUCUUUCAUUUUAAUGGGAGGGUAAUAAAGAUGAAAGACCAACAUUUUAACUGAUGGAUCCCUUAAGCUACAGAAUAGAAAUUUAUUAUGUUUUCAGGGAAUAUACUAAAUCCAGCUAUGUAAAAAUAAAAUUCAAACACCCAGGUUUAAAAUAAAAUAUAAUCUGAAAACCUCAUGUUCUCUCUUUCCCCAAACUAAGAAAGUACAGUGCAUGCUGUUUUCAUUUAUUCUUAGAAAACAAGCAUGAAAGAUUCCGCCCAUUCAGAUAAUGCCAAAAAUAUGUUUAAACUUUUUUUUUUUUAUUCUUUUGAAAAAUGAUUUGUAAAUUGAGGGUCACAGUUCAGCAUCAGUUUCAUCUUCUGGGAUUAUUGUUCAUGACGAGCCUCUAAUGGGAGGUGAAAUUGUGCAGUGGGCUCAACACCUUUCUUCGGAACUGUAUUACAUAUCACCAAAAGUACAUCCAUAAUUCAGGGCAAUUGUCAGUCUUUGUUUUAGAAAAGGGGCCAGGGUGGAACAAUCACAGUGGAUAAAUUAUUUCUCAGUUCUCAGUGUGGCCUUCUCUGCACAUCGGGCUUAAGGUCACUGGCCGGGCAGGGUGGAAGGAGCUUGCCUCUUGGGAAACCAAGGAGCCCCACCGAUCCCUUAUAACUUCUAAAGAGCCUUCAGUUAUAACUUCUAAAGAGCCAAAGCUCUUCCUUUAAACCUGUUUUGCACGUGAAUCAUACCAACAAUGUCAUUUGGGGUCCCUUUGGUGAUGAAUACUUGCUGUUAACUGAUUUCAGCAUUAAAAA